This is a messenger RNA of Saccostrea echinata, 541 nucleotides long. RefSeq lists its product as uncharacterized. The transcript has 8 exons. NCBI's taxonomy places the organism in Eukaryota, Metazoa, Mollusca, Bivalvia, Ostreida, Ostreidae. The record is from RefSeq and is a predicted model, not a curated record. The coding region runs from base 74 to 541 and encodes 155 amino acids.
UCAGAUUUUUGAUUUUUGGAUGCAAUAAGAAUUUUCUGUACGAAACAGAGGAAGCUUGUGGACGAAUUUUUAAAUGGAUCAGAACACGGGUCCAUCGUCGGCAGAGUUCCAUCUAGGGAACAACAAGAAUGAAGAAAACGAGGUGAAUAGUGCUCCUUAUCAAAGGAAUCAACUGAGCAACAAAGCUUCCAUGAUGAUAAUGAUGGUCGAACACGAUGAUGUUGACGAUGACGAUGAAAUUCCGAAAGAACUUGACCAGGCCACAAUAUCUAGCAUGUGCAUGUUGCCUGCAGAGAUCGCCUUGAGAGAACAGGCCAGACAACUUUCUGAGCUGAGCAUCAAAGAUGCACUUGCUGAAGAAUUCAUUGAAUAUGAGACCAGGAGAAUGUCGCUGAUCGCCAUUCAUUCAGCCUUUUCAGGUGCAGUAACAUACCUGUAUGUGUUUGUGUUGAGGCUUCCCAGAAGGAUGGCUAGAAGCCAGACUUUCGGGGAGAUGGCUCACUGUAUAGCUAGUCUUCUGGGGAGAAUGCCUAAUGUAUAG